GGGCAUGUGUCUUACAGGCAGUACACGGCAGAACGCCAAGCCAGUCUGAGAAUUCCUGUUUAGUUGAAACUGCAAGCAUUAUUUUUGACAAUUAUUUACUACUGAAUAUUCAGUGGGUGAAAUUGAAGGCUUUCACUCAGAAGAUAUCAAGAAAAAGAACCUGAGGCACACGGGCUCCUGGGCUGCUGUGGAUGGCCUUGGCUCUCCUGACCACUCUUCCCAGUAGGAUGUCCCUGAGAUCCCUCAAAUGGAGCCUCCUGCUGCUAUCACUCCUGAGCUUCCUCGUGAUGUGGUACCUCAGCUUGCCCCACUACAAAGUGAUAGAACAUGUAAACUGAAUGUACUUCUAUGAGUAUGGGCCAAUUUACAGACAAGACUUCUGCUUCACACUUCGAGAGCAUUCAAACUGCUCUCAUCAAAACCCCUUUCUUGUCAUCCUGGUGAUCUCACGCCCCUCAGAUGUGAAAGCCAGACAGGCCAUUAGAGUAACUUGGGGCGAAAAAAAGUCUUGGUGGGGAUAUGAAGUUCUCACAUUUUUCUUACUGGGCCAACAGGCUGAAAGGGAAGACAAAGUGUUAGCCCUGUCCUUGGAGAAUGAACACCUUCUUUAUGGUGACAUAAUACGACAAAAUUUUUUAGAUACAUAUAAUAACUUGACCUUGAAAACUAUUAUGGCAUUCAGAUGGGUAACUGAGUUUUGCCCCAACGCCGAGUACAUCAUGAAGACAGAUACUGAUGUUUUCAUCAAUACUGGCAAUUUAGUGAAGUAUCUUUUGAAUUUAAACCACUCAGAGAAGUUUUUCACAGGUUAUCCUCUAAUUGAUAAUUACUCCUAUACAGGAUUUUUCCAAAAAAUUCAUAUAUCAUACCAGGAGUAUCCCUUCAAGGUGUUCCCUCCCUACUGCAGUGGGUUGGGUUACAUAAUGUCCAGAGAUUUGGUGCCAAGAAUCUAUGAAAUGAUGAGUCACGUAAAACCUAUCAAGUUUGAAGAUGUGUAUGUUGGCAUCUGUUUGAAUUUAUUAAAAGUGAACAUUCAUAUUCCCGAAGAUACAAACAUUUUCUUUUUAUACAGGAUCCAUUUGGAUGUCUGUCAACUUAGACAUGUGAUUGCAACCCAUGGCUUUUCUUCCAAGGAAAUUAUCACAUUUUGGCAGGUUAUGCUAAGGAACACUACAUGCCAUUACUAAUCUGACAUUCUACCAAAACUCUAGAGAUGGACAGGAUACUUUGUGGGAAGUGUUAAAGUUGGUACUGCAAACUCUCCAGUGGAAAAGUCCUGGGAAGGUCCCUGUGCUGGCUUACACUGACCUGAAACUCCCAGAGAACCCGUAAACUAGAGAUUACACUUUACUUGCGGGUUAUUUAGACAGAAAUCAAGUCAGACCCUUUAAAGAUAAUAUGCAGAGGAAUUAAACAUCUUAUAAAGGAAUUGGAAGUCCUUGUUAAUAAAGCAAGUAGGACCCAACAAUCUGAACAUGUCCUUCAAUAGACUAGAACUUCUUAACAGGGUUUCAUUGAAUUAUAAGCUCAUUAGUCUGUAACUACAAAGCAACGUGGAGUUCUAUUCAUUGAACAAUCUAUGUCAGUUAAGGGUUUUGUGUAUAUCUUAUGUGGAUUACUGGUUUUUAAAAAUAUGUAGUUCUGUGUAAAAAGUUACACUGAGCAAAAUUUCAUCUGUUUUUGGUCAUUUCAAAAGGUCAUUCAGCAGCAUUUCAGUGUUACUAGUUAUUUUUUAAUAUCACGUAGUACUCUUCCUUGUGUUUGGUGAAUGUUAUGCUUAUUUCAGUACUGUAUAAAUGGAAUAGUGAAUUACCCUUUACAUUUGAACUUUGUUUCCAGUUACUUUUCUGAUGAGUUUAUUUUCAAUAGCUCUGUUGAUGUAAAGUCAUUGGUUUUUGGCAUGUCGGUAAUCUCUUGGACUUCUAUAAAUAUUUCACCGUGGUAAUACAGAGAAGAAUUAAAGCAAGAAGA
Molecule: messenger RNA, 1971 nt
Organism: Manis pentadactyla (Chinese pangolin)
Lineage: Eukaryota; Metazoa; Chordata; Mammalia; Pholidota; Manidae
Product: UDP-GalNAc:beta-1,3-N-acetylgalactosaminyltransferase 1-like
Exons: 1
Cellular component (GO): membrane
Molecular function (GO): N-acetyl-beta-D-glucosaminide beta-(1,3)-galactosyltransferase activity
Source: RefSeq, a predicted model, not a curated record